UCGAAUAAUAAUUGUAUUGUUCCAGAUAUAAUAGAAGAGUGCUUUUUGUCAAGUCAACAAUCUCGAAUAGGAACAGCGGAAAAGAGCAAAUGUGAAAAUUGAAAACGAGGAAUGCAUCGUGGGCCAUCGUAUCCAGACAAUGCUACCCAGAUGCCUCCUAUGGCGUAAAUUUGCUUUCUUCACACUCGUGCUGAUCGCCAUAGCGAAAAAAGCAACGGCCGUACGAUACAGUUCGCGCAUCGUCGAAAUUCAAACGGGGGCGAUUCGCGGCAUCAUUUUGGAACUCAACUCCAGACAUCUGGAACCUGUCGAGGUGUUCCGCGGUGUUCCGUACGCCGCCCCACCCGUUGGACCAUUGAGGUUCCGUGCACCUCAGCCGCCCCUCCCUUGGCCCGGCACUCGUCUGGCGGACACGUUCGGCUCGGUCUGUCCUCAAAGAUACCCGGACAUCACGAACAGAACCGCCGCCCUCCAGCACAUGCCGAAAGGACGAUACCAAUAUUUGAAGAAACUCAUUCCCCUUCUAGUAAAUCAAUCCGAAGACUGUUUGUUUCUCAACAUUUACGUUCCGGGAAGCGGAAAUCGCGGCUUGGAGGCUCCUUAUGCAGUUUUAGUCCUUGUUCAUGGGGAGAGUUUCGAAUGGGGUGCCGGUCACCCUUAUGACGGAAGUGUUUUAGCCAGUUACGGACACGUUAUCGUCGUCACGCUCAAUUUUAGACUAGGAAUCUUAGGUUUUUUAAGAACCAAACCGAACACACCAGUUGCAAGAGGACAAAAGAGUGGGGAUCCCAAAAAAGAAGAUAGUGACAACUCAAAUUUGGGGAUAAAGGACAUUAGUUUGGCUCUGCGUUGGAUCAAAACUAACAUAGCGGCUUUCGGUGGCGAUCCAUCACGAGUCACUCUAAUUGGCCACGACACAGGAGCUGCCUUGGUCAAUCUCCUUUUCAUUUCUUCAUCCUCUAAAGGGUUGUUUAAAAGAGUGGUGCUUUUGAGUGGGACAGCUUUGAGUCCCUGGGCGACUGUUCACAAUACGGAAAAUCUGCGGAUCAGUGUGGCCCAACAAACCGGCUGUUUGCACUCAAACGUGGAAUCGGAAACGGAAACAAACACGGACACAAACGUAGAUAUUGCCGAUUGCCUUCGAACAAGGCCUCUGCAAGCGUUAAUGGACGUGGAUUUGGAAACGGUCAGAUUCAUGCCCCGAAUCGCUCCGUCACUGCCCCUGAACUCCGAGACUCCCGAUCCGGCUUACGCAAUGGAACACGCCAGCGAAAACUUCAUAACCUCCGAACUGAUGCUGGGCGUGACGACCACCGAAAGUUAUACAGACUUCAACGCAAAUGACAUUCAAUACGGGUUCGAAGAGGAUCAGAGGAACCGUGUGCUGAGAACGUACAUCCGGAACGCGUAUCUCUACCACUUGAACGAGAUCUUUUCGGCGGUCAGGAACGAGUACACCGACUGGGACAAACCGAUCCAGCAUCCAAUAAACAUACGCGACUCGACUAUGGAGGCGUUGAGCGACGGACACACCGUUUCACCGUUGAUCCGUGUCGCCUAUUUGCACGCCAGAAGAGGCGCCAAGACCUAUCUCUUCCACUUCGGAUAUCAAACAAAAGAGAGCGAUUAUCCCCAACGUCUGGGUAGCAUACGUGGUGAAGCUCUGACCUAUCUGUUGGGGCUACCAUUAAUUGGAGGGCAACCGAACUUCCCAGCGAACUAUACGCGUCAAGACACCGGCGUUGCUGAGGCGGCGCUUGUAUUCUUCGCCAAUUUCGCCAAGAGUGGGGAUCCCAACGCCCCUGGAGGGCAUCGCGAUGUGCCGCCGGAUUAUGGAACCGCUCGCGAGAGGACAAGGUACCGAGGACUCACCUGGGAACCCUAUGAAAUCGGAACCCAAUUUUACUUGAGCAUAACUCUGAAACCUAAGAUGAAAAGUCAUUAUAGAGGUCACAAAAUGGCAGUGUGGUUAAAUUUAAUUCCUCAGUUACAUCAGCCUGGAGAUGAAGAUAUUAACAUGAGACAUCAUCAUUUUCACGAAAGAGAGCCACAUUAUUAUGCAGGAAGCGUUCGAGCGGAAUCCUUUACAAAACUGCCACCAUCAAUUCAUCCCGCUUCGAUAACUGACCUGCAAAUUUCAGCUGGAUCAUCAAAUAUUGACGGAUCUGAUUGUAUAUCAACAACUACUUCAGAUGAUGUGUCAGAUGACGAUGAUCUAAAUCUAAGUGAAGAAGACGAAGAGAGCGACGAACUUCUGCAGAGACUUGCUACCAGGCAUUAUUACAGUUACACGGCCGCAUUAGGAGUGACGGUAGGUGUCGGUUGUCUCUUGCUCGUCCUAAACAUGUUAAUUUUCGCCGGAAUCUACUAUCAACGCGAAAGAGACAGGCGACGACAAGUUUCUAAUCGGAACUCACGAACAUCGUCAUCACCAUCAACCGAAACGAUUCCAAUGUCGCAGCGACCGUCGACUCCCGGUUCAUCGGCGAGACAGAGUCCCACGAAUAAUAUAAAAGAGAAAUACGAAUUUCCACCUUGUUACAACACGUUGUCAAGGAGUCUAUCGAUUCAGGAUAUUCCACAAAUCACGAUGAACAGCAUGAAUACGCUCAAGAAAGAGAAACCUCCACCACCGGUUCGGACGUCGAGUAAUCCUCCCGGUGGCACGGUUAAAAAGCGGGUCCAGAUCCAAGAAAUCGCUGUAUAGCAAACAGAGAGUGAGGGGUGCGAUGAUUCGACCUCUCACACGAAAAAGCUUGAUCUGGAACCGGAUAACAACAAAACUAUGCAGUGCGACUUGGUGUCCGUUCAAUUAUAACAGUGUGAUAUUGUUUUGAUUUUUAUUGAAGAAUAGUUUAAAAUGAUGUUAAAACUGUAAAGUGCUUUAUAAACACUCAACAACAUUUUUGUCAGUCGAUAAAUGCAAUUCUUUUGAAAUAAUCUAAAAUGUUUAUGAUUGUCCUGGUUUCCUGUUUAGAUAUAAAUGAUAAAAAAUGGCUAAAUAUAUUUGUGAAAUCAUUUUAACAUAGUAUAGAAAUUUUAUCGCCGAAAUUAAUUAAUGUCCAUUAUUUUUACUACAAAAUACACUAGAAAAUUGUAUUAUUUUAUCGAAAUAUUACACUUUUUAUUUGUUGUCAUACAAGGGUAAUGUAAACGAAAAUGUCACUGUCUGUAAAUAUUCGUCGUAUUUUUACUCAUUAUAUUUAAAACUGUAAAUAAAUCGAUAUUAGUGUCAAUAAAACAAAAAAUGUUUCAAAUUUAUUACCUCUCUAUAUAAAAAUUGUAGUUCUUUCGAUGCGGAAUGAGCAAAAAUUUUCAUCAAAAUGUGAAUCUCGGUAUUAUUUGAAACAUUUUAACAUUAUUUGGUAACAUAGAACAACUACUUAAAUAAGUGAUACUUUUUAUUUUGAAACUUGUAUAGAUUUUUAAAAUCUUCGAACAUUGUUAAUAUGGUAGUUUUAUUGUAAAUAUUGUAUUAGAUACUUUUAAUUGGAGGGGACUAAUAAAAUUAAUUAAAUGAAUUAUUAAAUCGAUCGAUAUCUAUUUGAAG
Molecule: messenger RNA, 3550 nt
Organism: Aethina tumida (small hive beetle)
Lineage: Eukaryota; Metazoa; Arthropoda; Insecta; Coleoptera; Nitidulidae
Product: neuroligin-1-like
Exons: 10
Coding region: 140-2707 (855 amino acids)
Biological process (GO): presynaptic membrane assembly; neuron cell-cell adhesion; modulation of chemical synaptic transmission
Cellular component (GO): postsynaptic membrane; cell surface; synapse
Molecular function (GO): signaling receptor activity; neurexin family protein binding
Source: RefSeq, a predicted model, not a curated record